Messenger RNA from Rhodotorula toruloides NP11, 1476 nucleotides. RefSeq names its product phosphatidylinositol glycan, class W. Gene Ontology annotation, molecular function: glucosaminyl-phosphatidylinositol O-acyltransferase activity. Gene Ontology annotation, biological process: protein localization to plasma membrane; GPI anchor biosynthetic process. Bases 1 to 1476 code for a protein of 491 amino acids. The transcript has 8 exons. Lineage: Eukaryota; Fungi; Basidiomycota; Microbotryomycetes; Sporidiobolales; Sporidiobolaceae. The record is from RefSeq and is a predicted model, not a curated record. Gene Ontology annotation, cellular component: membrane; endoplasmic reticulum.
AUGGGAUACAAGGAGGACAAGGUCGCCUUUGUGUCGCACGCGACAGGCGGGUCCGUAACACACAUCAACCUCGUCUGCGCGACCGCCCUCACCACCUAUGCCCUGUGGACCGUCGCACAGAGGCGAAUGCUGUCCAAGCUGCCGUCGAACUCGCUCAAAACGCCUAUCCUCGAGGUCCUCAUCCUCGUCCUCCCCCUCCUGCUCGCCCUCACCCUCUUCUCCGCCCGCCCACUCCUCCUCAAUGCCAUCCUCAUUCUCCUCACCCUCGCCUGGCACCUCCAGCCAACCCCUCUCGGCUCUCCACCGCUCUCUCCCAAACUCGAAAAGUCCCGCCGACACUCUCGGAUGCCCUCCCAGAUCGACUUGAAGCCCUUCUCGAGACCGUUCGUCACCAGUUACAGGGCUAUCAUGAUGGUCAUGACGGUUUUGUGUAUCUUGGCGGUCGACUUUCCCGUCUUCCCGCGCGAGUUUGCGAAAGCAGAGACUUGGGGAACUUCGCUCAUGGACCUCGGCGUCGGAUCAUUCGUCUUCUCCCUCGGCCUCGUCUCCGCCCUCCCUCUCCUCCGCUCACACUCUUCGUCGCCAUCCGCUCGCACACGCCGCUCGUACUUCUCCUCCGUCUUCCGCUCGAUCCGGAAGUGUCUGCCCCUCGUCGCGCUGGGCAUAGUCAGGGUAGUGAUGGUCAAAGGCGUCGACUACCCCGAACACGUAACGGAGUACGGCGUACACUGGAAUUUCUUCUUCACGCUUGCGUUGUUGCCGGUCUUCGGGACUGCGCUGGAAGGGCUGGCGGGGAAGGUGGAUAUGCAUGUUGUCGGGUUGGCUGUGGGAGUUGUCCACCAACUCGCGCUGAGCUGGACGCCUCUCCAGCACUGGGCGCUUGAAGCUUCCCGCACGACGCUCAUCUCGCAGAACAAAGAAGGAAUCGUCUCAUUCCCCGGCUAUCUCUCAAUCUACCUCCUCGGCCUCGCAACAGGCCUCUACACCCUUCCCCCUUCACCAACAUUCUUCUCCCUCCACACGCAUUCUCCCUCCGACGCCUCGUCAGCGGAGAAACGCGAGUGGGAGAGAAAGAGGGAGAAGAGUAGGACGAUCAGUAAGCCGGGAAAGUUGGCGGAGUGGAUUGGGAGCGCGGCGGCGAACCUCCCCUACGUCCUCUGGACAGUCGCCUUCAACACCUCCUUCAUCUUUGCCUACCUUAUGAUCCACCUCGCCGUCGCCUCUUCCUCCUCCUCUCCUUCCUCUCCCGCAACCGCCUCAAACCUAGCGAGCAAGAGUCCAGCCAUCUUCCACGCCAUCAACCAGAACGGUCUCGUCGUCUUCCUCGUCGCCAACCUCCUCACGGGCUUGAUCAACGUCCUCCUUCCGACUAUGUACAUGCGCGACUCCAUUGCUGUGGUCGUGCUUGUGGGGUAUGCGGCGGUGGUGGUGGGGGUUGCGUGGGCGUUGAGGGGGAGGAGGGUGAAGGUUUCGUAG